Molecule: messenger RNA, 1970 nt
Organism: Euleptes europaea (tarantolino)
Lineage: Eukaryota; Metazoa; Chordata; Lepidosauria; Squamata; Sphaerodactylidae
Gene: KLHL22
Product: kelch like family member 22
Exons: 6
Coding region: 1-1917 (638 amino acids)
Biological process (GO): proteasome-mediated ubiquitin-dependent protein catabolic process; protein monoubiquitination; cell division
Cellular component (GO): nucleus; cytosol; mitotic spindle
Molecular function (GO): protein binding
Source: RefSeq, a predicted model, not a curated record
AUGGCGGAGGAUCAGGAGCCAGCACGGCCAUGCAAGACUCCUCUUGAGCCUUCGAUGAAGGAGUGUACCAGCAACACAUACCGCAGCGCUCAACACUCGCAGGCUUUGCUGAGUGGCUUGGUGGCGCUCCGAGACAGCGGCGUCCUCUUCGAUGUCAUUUUACUUGUGGAAGGGAAGGCUAUUGAAGCUCACCGCAUCCUCCUGGCUGCAUCGUGUGACUACUUCAGGGGAAUGUUUGCUGGUGGACUAAAAGAAAUGGAACAAGAGGAGGUCCAGAUCCAGGGUGUGUCUUAUAAUGCUAUGUGCAAAAUCCUAAACUUCAUAUACACUUCUGAGCUGGAGCUCAGUCUAAACAACGUGCAGGAAAUACUCACUGCAGCUUGUCAACUUCAGAUCCCUGAGGUUAUCAAAUUCUGCUGUGACUUCCUCAUGUCUUGGGUGGAUGAUGAGAACAUCUUGGAUGUGUAUCGACUAGCUGACCUUUUUGACCUGAGCCAUCUGAGUGAGCAGCUAGACUCCUACAUUUUGAAAAAUUUUGUUACAUUCUCCAAGACACAAAUGUACCGCCAGCUCCCCCUUGAAAAGGUCUAUGCCCUUCUCAGCAGCAACUUAUUGGAGGUCACCUCUGAGAAUGAGGUCUAUGAAGGAGCCCUCCUUUACCAUUACACACCAGAGCAGGUGGAGACAGAUCAGGUCUCCUUGAUGGAACCUCCUAAACUGCUGGAGACAGUCCGUUUUCCCUUGAUGGAGUUCCAAAUUCUGCAGAGGCUCCAUGACAAACUAAGCCCAUGUCCAUUAAAGGAGACAGUGGCCAGUGCGUUGAUGUACCACAAGAAUGAGUGCCUUCAACCAAUGCUUCAGAACAUGCACACACAACUGAGGUCACAGUUUCAGUGUGUCGUGGGCUUUGGGGGGAUGCAUUCGACUCCAUCCACAGUUCUCAGCAACCAAGCCAAGUACUUAAACCCACUGUCGGGUGAAUGGAGGCACUUUGCUGCAGCUCAGUCCCGCAAAAUGUCCAACCAGGGAAUUGCGGUUCUCAAUAACUUUGUCUACUUAAUUGGGGGAGAUAACAAUGUACGAGGUUUUCGAGCAGAGUUCAGGUGUUGGAGGUAUGACCCACGACACAACAAGUGGUUCCAGAUCCAGUCCCUUCAGCAAGAGCACGCAGACCUCUGUGUCUGCGUUGUGGGCGAGUACAUCUAUGCUGUGGCAGGAAGGGACUACCAUGAAGACUUGCGGGAGGUGGAAAGAUACGACCCCAAAACCAACACCUGGGAAUAUGUGGCCCCUCUCAAGAAGGAGAUAUACGCACAUGCAGGAGCUACUUUGGAAGGGAAGAUGUAUAUUACCUGUGGGAGACGAGGUGAGGACUACCUGAAAGAGCUGCAUUGUUAUGAUCCAGUGGGCGAUCGCUGGGAGAGUCUGGCUGAUGGGCCUGUCCGGCGGGCUUGGCAUGGGAUGGCUGCAGUGCUGGGCAGACUGUAUGUGAUUGGAGGCAGUAACAAUGAUUCUGGCUAUAGAAGAGACGUUCACCUGGUUGCCUGCUAUACUCCAAGCACCGGUCAGUGGACUUGCGUCCGCCCUCUGCCUGCAGGACAUGGAGAACCUGGCAUUGCCGUCCUGGGUCACAAGAUCUAUGUCUUAGGGGGCAGGUCCCAUAACCGGGGCAUCCGCAUGGACUAUGUCCACAUUUAUGAAGCUGAAAGAGAUGACUGGGAAGAAGGGCCACCUUUAGAAGAGGAUAUUUCUGGGAUGGCUGCCUGUGUACUCACAUUGCCAAGGGCCAUCCUAAUGGAUGUGGAGAGAUGGGACCCUGAGUGGCAUCGGGAAAGACUGCAGAAUCCACUGGAUGUUUCUUCUGAGGUCAUGAGCGUAUCUGACUGGGAAGAAUUCGAUAAUCUGGGCGAUGAUUAGCCCAAGGGACAGGCCUCUUCCCCUGAAUUUUUGGCUUUCCCCCCUGCUGUAAC